UGACCGGUUUGGCAGACGACUUCAGGGCUUUGUGAGAGCUGGCUUCAGCUGUAUCCGACUGGAGUGGAGCGAAGCUCUGCCCUGCUUGGAUAGAAGCUUCCAGAGAGGAAUCACGAACCGCUGUUGAACGUCCACAAGGCACCUGAAAGCACAGGGAAGGAGAGGAGUCUACCUCUGGCCAGAGGGCAUUGAAAACCAUGAUGGCCCUUAGACUGUGAAUCAAGGUUGAGAACAAGAAAUUAUUUCUGAAAAAGGAUAUGUAUGGAAUAGAAUCAUCCUGAUGGGAGAUAAUGGAAAGACUUACAAAAUACAGCAUUGAGUGUUCAAGUUUCAGAGGUGAUUGGGAAUAUAAAAGCCAGUUUGAGAGAAAACAGGGAUCUCAGGAAGGACAUUUCAGUCAUAUGAUUUUUACUCCUGAAGAAAUGCCCACUUUCAGUAACCAACAUCAGACCAUUCACACUGAUGAGAAACUCCUUGAAUGUAAGGAAUGUGGGAAGGAUUUUAGUUUUGUGUCAGUCCUUAUACGACAUCAGCGAAUUCACACUGGUGAAAAACCUUACGAGUGUAAAGAGUGUGGCAAGGCCUUUGGUAGUGGUGCUAACCUUGCAUAUCAUCAAAGAAUUCACACUGGUGAGAAGCCUUAUGAGUGUAAGGAAUGUGGGAAGGCCUUUGGUAGUGGCUCAAACCUUACUCAUCACCAGAGAAUUCAUACUGGUGAGAAACCAUAUGAAUGUAAGGAGUGUGGGAAAGCGUUUAGUUUUGGAUCAGGCCUUAUUCGACAUCAAAUAAUUCACAGUGGUGAAAAGCCUUAUGAGUGUAAAGAAUGUGGGAAGGCCUUUAGUUUCGAAUCAGCCCUUACUCGACAUCACAGAAUUCAUACAGGUGAGAAACCUUAUGAAUGUAAGGAUUGUGGGAAAGCCUUUGGCAGUGGUUCAAACCUUACUCAGCAUCAGAGGAUCCACACUGGGGAGAAGCCUUAUGAAUGUAAAGCAUGUGGAAUGGCAUUUAGUAGUGGUUCUGCACUCACACGGCAUCAGAGGAUUCAUACAGGUGAGAAACCAUACAUAUGUAAUGAAUGUGGGAAGGCCUUUAGUUUUGGAUCAGCCCUUACUCGACAUCAAAGAAUUCACACUGGUGAGAAACCUUAUGUAUGUAAGGAAUGUGGGAAGGCUUUUAACAGUGGCUCUGAUCUCACUCAACACCAGAGAAUUCACACUGGUGAGAAACCCUAUGAGUGUAAGGAAUGUGAGAAAGCCUUUAGAAGUGGUUCAAAACUUAUUCAGCAUCAAAGAAUGCACACGGGGGAGAAACCCUAUGAAUGUAAGGAAUGUGGCAAAGCCUUCAGUAGUGGUUCAGACCUUACUCAACAUCAGCGAAUUCAUACUGGUGAGAAACCAUACGAAUGCAAGGCAUGUGGGAAGGCUUUUGGUAGUGGCUCAAAACUUAUUCAACACCAGCUAAUUCAUACUGGCGAAAAACCCUAUGAAUGUAAAGAAUGUGGAAAGUCCUUUGGUAGUGGCUCAGCUCUUAAUCGACACCAGAGAAUACACACUGGUGAGAAACCUUAUGUAUGUAAGGAAUGUGGGAAGGCUUUUCGUAGUGGCUUCAGUCUUUGUCAACAUCAGAGAAUUCACUCUGGUGAGAAGCCUUAUAGAUAUAAGAAAUAUGGGAAGGCUUUGGGGAAGGGCUCAGAGUUCCAGCAACAUGAGAAAAGUCAUAAUGGUGAGAAGUUCUGUGAAUUAGGAAUUUUAUGAAUUGAAGGCUGGGGAUGUGGCUCAGUGGUGGAGCACUUACCAAGCAUGUGCGAAGUCCUGGCUUCAAUCCCCAGCACAAAAGAAAUUCUAUGAACUGAAACGAAGUGAUAAAGGAAGGAAAUUCAACACAUGACAAAAUUCAUACUGGUAAACAUCUCUACAAAUGUGUAAGCCACAGAUGCCUCACAUAUACUUCAUGGAUUAGUCAGCCUAAGAGAAUCAUAUGGGGGGGGAUAAUCACUGGAUAAAAUAAGUAUUUGAAGAUCUUUAUCUAUAUUCAUUCUUUAUAACUUACAAAAAAGUCAUACUUGUGAAUGUUAAAAAAAUUUUUAAACAUUGUAUUUUGCCAUUAUUUUAAAUGUUAAAUAAUUCACUUUUGGUUUAACCAUAUUACUUUAAAAACUAAAUGUGAUUAUGCUACAUAAUAGCCAACCUUUAAUAUUCUUUGUAAGUAUAUUGUUAAUACUUUAUUGUUUUUUUUAAGUAUUAACUUGUCUUUAUCAAACUCCUAGUUUGUCAAAUAUUGAAAUUUUUGCCAUUAUAAACAUUUACCUGGAUGAUUCCUUUUGAAUGUGUCUGCAUAUUUGUUUAUCAUUCAUUUCAGAGAUAAUGUGUGGAUCUCUUCUGCUUAUAAAAGAUUAUACACCUCUUUGUAUAAAGAGUUUUACUUCUCUUUGACCAUCAUUCCUGACCUCAGUUCUUCCCUGAUGUCAGUCAACUUAUUCACUUUUUUAUCUGUCCAUAUAUGAUAUACACAUAUUUGCUUAGAUGGGCAUGAUUAGAGUACUUCAGAGACUUGUUGUAUGGAUUCUGUAAUUGUGCCUAACACAUAAUAAAUAUUUGGUUAAUAUUAGCAAUAAUAAUUGUUACUAUCUUCUCAAGCAUCAUUAUUGUUUGUGUAAAAGCUUUUGACCAUGUACCAUACAUUAAGCAACAACAAAUACAUCAUAAUGGACAAAGAUGUUCAUGUAAAUUAAUACAGGAGAGUUUGAUCACCAUUUAUUCCUUUUUGAAUAAGAAUAAUUCACCCUGAAGAAAAAUAUGAGAUUGUAAAGUGUGAGAGGGCAAAUGUAACAAAAUCAAUACUAUGAUGGAAAUAAAAAUAAAACUAUGGUAGUCCCUCCAUAAAAAAUCUGAAUACUAAUCUGCAUCAUUCUUUAGAUUCAUCAAUUUUAGAAUAUGAAAGAGAUUAGGAGUAAAGACACUAAUCAUAAAAUCCAAGAAGUUGGAAAAAGAAUAACAAAAACUCGAAGGAUAAUGUAAAAGUAAAGAGAGAAUAAUGUAUAACAAAGAAAAAAAUAAAUAGAUUAAUAAUCACAACCUGCUUCUUUUGGGGAAAAAAACCAAGAAUAUAAUUGCAGAUAAUAUAAAAGUAUGC
This is a messenger RNA of Sciurus carolinensis (gray squirrel), 3132 nucleotides long. RefSeq names its product zinc finger protein 345. The record is from RefSeq and is a predicted model, not a curated record. NCBI's taxonomy places the organism in Eukaryota, Metazoa, Chordata, Mammalia, Rodentia, Sciuridae. Gene Ontology annotation, biological process: regulation of immune system process; negative regulation of transcription by RNA polymerase II; regulation of cytokine production. The coding region runs from base 291 to 1754 and encodes 487 amino acids. The transcript is spliced from 4 exons.